Exophiala viscosa is the source of this 1767-nucleotide messenger RNA. RefSeq names its product fungal trichothecene efflux pump. Gene Ontology annotation, biological process: transmembrane transport. Gene Ontology annotation, cellular component: plasma membrane. Gene Ontology annotation, molecular function: transmembrane transporter activity. The record is from RefSeq and is a predicted model, not a curated record. The coding region runs from base 1 to 1767 and encodes 588 amino acids. Lineage: Eukaryota; Fungi; Ascomycota; Eurotiomycetes; Chaetothyriales; Herpotrichiellaceae. The transcript has 10 exons.
AUGUCUCACUCAAACCCUCAAUUAGAGAAGCUCGGUGAGGCUGAGAUGAUGGAGGAGGCUAUACCGGUCCACUCUGGUGAUAGCUUUGACUCUGUCAACGAAGUGGCCAUUGGAGGCAAUUCGCCUCAAGACUUGCCUGCGCAUUACUUCAGGAGUCCUCGAUUCCUCGGCACCUAUCUGGGAUUCAUAUUCUCCUACGCGGCUGGAUUCCUCGCCUACACCAUGAUUGCCAAUGUGUUGUAUGUGAUCGACGCUGACAUUGGGCCCAGUCCCCAGAUCAUCUGGGUCCUCCUCGUGUUCACCGUCUGCCAGACCGUCACCUUUACCAUCUUCGGGCGUCUUUCCGAUAUUUUUGGACGCCGAUGGUACUACAUCGGCGGCAAUCUGCUGGCCAUCAUAGGCUUCAUUGUCAGUAGCCAGGCAAAGAGUGUCAAUGCUGUCAUUGGAGGAAUCACUGGCUGUGUCAUCUCUGGAGAACUCAUUCCGAACGCAUACCGCAUGACAUCUUACGGCAUCAUCGCAUCCGUUUUGGGACCCUUUGAGGCUAUCUGUCCUGCCAUCGCGCGGUUGUUAUGCGACAACACAGGCCCAGGAUGGCGAUGGGUAUACUACCUCUUGAUCAUCUUCUCAGGUCUCUCGAUGCUGUUGAUGAUAUUUUUCUACCAUCCUCCCAAAUUCGAGCAUCUGCAUUCUCGCGCCUCCCGUGUCGAAACUCUAAAGGGGCUCGAUUACCUCGGUCUGGUGCUGUAUGCUGGCGGCAUAGUGUGCAUUCUUCUCGCAAUCUCUUGGGGAGGCCAAGCAUAUGCUUGGAAAUCCUCCCACGUCAUUGCGACCUUCGUUAUUGGUGGACUAGCUCUCGUCUCCUUUGGACUUUACGAGGUUUAUGGUCGAGCACGCUUUCCUCUGACCCCGACCUACUUGUUCAAAAGCCGAAACUACCUGGCCCUCGCAACCGUGGCUAGUUUCCCCGGAAUGAACUUCUUCGCCAUGAACAUCGUCUACCCAGAGAUGUUGUCGAUCGUGUUUGCUCAGUCCUCAACACAGGCUGGAUGGAAAAGUGUAAGUGGUCCCAAUGUCUGCAAUCACCGGUGGCGACAUACUGGCAAUGUGAUUGGAGCCUUCAUGACCAUGUACUGUCCCAAGAUCAAGUGGCAAUUGGUCUUUGCGACUUCCGUCCUGGCCGCCUUAUCGGGCGCCCUGACCGCCACUACCUCGAACUCGCUCACUGAAAAUGUGGUGUUUGCCUUAAUCCAAAGCACCGCCAUAGGCUGGGCCGAGACCAUCUGCCUCGCCGGAGGUCCGUUGAUGUUGGAUGUCAAAGACAUCGGAGUCGCCACUGGCUUUCAGUUCUCGAUCCGCACCCUGUUGGCGUCCCUGGCCGAUACCAUCUAUGUCACCAUUUUAGAAAACAAAUUGUCGUCGAAUCUUCCGCAUUAUGUGACCAAGGCGGCCUUGGCCGCCGGGCUACCUGCGAAAGACCUGCCCGAUCUUUUCGUAGCAAUUGGCCCAGGCAAUGCCACGGCCGUGACUGCGGUCCCGGAUAUGACGACAAAAAUCCUGUUGGCCGUCGAGGGGGUCGAGAUCCUCGCGUACGAAAAGUCGUUUCGGACGGUGUAUCUGACUGGUGUCGCUUUUGGGCUCGUCGCGGUCAUUGCGGCAGCGUGUGUAGAUUCCAACAGGCUGGAUGCCAGCUUGACGCACGAGGUUGGCCGAAAGCUUCAGAAGCCAACACUCAAGUCGAAAGGCGACGAAGGUUUUGAUGGGUAG